UUUAGGAAUAUGAUUAUAUAAUUGAUUGGAUGAAAUUCAUAUACUUUUAAAGGUGGAUUUUAUAAGUGGUAUAUUGAACAGUAAAUGGUUUUGAAAUAUGGAAACAUAUCAAGAAGAAAGCUAUGAUGAGAAAAAACGCUUAAGAAUGGAAAAACGGGAAAGGCGAAAAAAAAGGGAUGAAGCUUUAACACCUGAAGAACUGAUAGAAAAAGAAAAAAGAAGACAAGAAAAAAAGGAGAAGAAAAAAGCCGAAAGAAAGAAAGUUAAAGAGGAUAAUGAUAGAAAUAAAGAUGAUAUUGAUGUUGAAAAAGCAGCAUUUCUUGUAAGAUCAGAUUCUGAUUUAAAAGAAGUUGUAGUUGUUCAGUUACCAACAAAAACAGAUUAUCCAAUAUCUCAAGUCACCAUUGAUAUACCAGAAAAUGAUAAAUCAAUUGUUGAUCUCAAGGAGGAUUUUUACAACAGAGAUUUACCUACUGAAAACCAGGUUGUAAAAAACAACAAUGAAGAUAUUGAAGAGAGACUUGCAAAAAAAAAGGAACUUAAAGAAAAGUUGAAAAGAAAAACUGAAAAUCCUGAUUUUCACUCACCUACUCCAGAAAUAUUGGAUAUCAGAGAAAAACUUCCUGAAGAUUUAAUUGCAAACGAGAGCCCAAGAUCUUUAGAGGAGAGAUUGGCUAAGAAAAAAGCUCUCAAAGAUAGAAUCAUGAAGAAAACAGAUAAUUUAAAGAUUGACAUUGAAGAGGAAUCAGCAAAAACAAAUGUAGAAAUUCCAACUCAGCAUGGCAAUUCUCAACCUGAAGUUAAAGACUCAAAUUUUGAUAUAAUCACAAUACCUCCUUUAAAUAUCAAGGAUAUUGAUACUCCAGAAACUGUUAAUGAAUCAGAUAAAUCUCCUAAAGUAAAUACUGACAUUCAAACACGAAUUGCAAUGAAAAAAGCUUUAAAAGAAAGAGUCACUCAUCAGCACAUAAUAGAAAACGAUCAAAUAGAUUCAAAAGAGAAGAUACCAAAAAAACGAGUUACUAUAAAUGAAGAGGAAAAUCAAACAGAGUUAUUCCAUAAUGAAGAAACUGCUCUUGAAUCACCUAAAUCAUCUGGUGCUCAAGAUUUAACAACACGUUUAGCAAUUAUGAGGGAGAAAAAGAAGCAAAAAGAGAAUCGAAGUUCACCACUAAAUUUCAAUGCGCAACCUUAUGAGAGCAAGCGUGAAAAUGAUUUUUCAAAACAGAUCAUUUUUGAUGAUGAUCAAUUGGAAAAGCAGCCAUUGCAAGAAGAUGAACAAGAUAUAAAUGAUGAUAUAAUUUCUGAGCGUAAAAUCAGUUUGGCUCCAUUAUCUGAUGAAAAAGAUCUUCCAUGGGCAAUGUAUAAGGACAUCAUAAACAAUAAUGAAGAAGGAGAUGAUGAAUUAGAUAUUCCUGAAGAACCCGAAUCUGAUGAUGAAAAAUAUAAUCCAACAAUCAAUAAUGGCAUAACAGACCUUUAUGAUGUGUUAGUAUCUAUGGAUGCAAAAGAGAGCCAAUUAAAUAUUAAAACACAGCCACUUUUUCAAUCAGAUCUACAAAAACAAAACCUAAAGGAUAUUACUGAGUUAAAAAAAAGUUUAGCAGAAGAGGAGAUCAAGGUUUACCUUGAUGAGUUUGAACAACGUGUUGAGCAGGAGAUUUUAAUGAUUGGGAAUAUAUCUUUUAAAGAAAUUCAGGAGGAAGAAACAAGGCUGAGAGAAGAGCAUAUUACAUUCCAGCAGUUACAAGUGAGGGUUCAAAGACAACGACAAGAAGAAAUAUCAAAAGCUAUGGAGCGUGCCAAAAAAUAUGUUAUGAGUAAAUAUAAAGAAAAGCAAAAAGAAAUACGAAUGAGAGAGGAACAUCUGAUGCAAAAAGACCGCAGUUAUAAAGAUGAAAUACAUCGUGCUUUUAGGCGUUCAGAAAGUCAGCUCAGAAAAGCAUUAAAAGUUAGAAAAGCUGAAGUGAAAACAAUGUAUGGCGACCUCACAUUUGCAGAUGGUCAGUAUGGUGGAAGCAAAGGUAGAAGGUGGAAAAUAGACUGGGAUCAAGCUCCACAACCAAUUCAAGUUAGAAUAAAAUGUUUAAGAGGAGUUAAGGAUAAAUUGCCAUGUAGUCGCUAUGUAUUAAUGAUAUCUUUGUACAAUCGUCUUGGCGGUAAUGUUAUGAAAUGGUCAAAUUUGAAAGGGCAGCAAUGGGGAGGAGCUACUUUACCUAUUUUUCAUGGCGGUGAAUUUUUUAACACUGAAAUGAAGGUUGAUCAGAGUGUGUUUACAGUUUGCCCUUCUCGUCCUGAUAUUCGUCCAGGUAUGGUGCUGGUUUUUGAGCUGUUUAUACUUAGGGGACCAGUAACUCCUAUUGACAAAGUCGUUGGCUGGGGCUGUUUUCCUGUGUGUGAUGCUGAGUUCAAUGUUAUAGAAGGAAAAUAUAAAGCCCCGUUUUUGAGAGGAAGUAUGGAUCCUGGAAUUGAUAAAUUUGAGGUUAUUGAAAAGCUAAUGGCUGAUGACUUGGAGAAUUGGCUUUGUAAUUUCUAUUUUGAAAUUAUUAAAUUACCAAGAUACAUGGCUGGCCAAAAAGAGUAUGAAGUUGAGCUGCAAUUUACUUCUGGACUUUUAAGUGCCCCAGUUAGAACUAUACAAGAAGAAGAAAAUAUAGAUGGUGAGAGACCAAUAUAUGGCUCCAAAACUGAUGUAAAUUUUCGUGAACUUUCUCACUUGAGUAUAAGGGCAACAAGUGUUGCUAGUUCUGGAAAUAACAGCACUGAAAAACCAAACUACUUGAGUGUUGAUGAUGAAAAAGCCAGUUCCAGUGGAAGUUCAGGAAACAAAGGAUCUUCUUCUCACUUUGAUUCUCAAACCAAUCAAAUAAAGCGAGCAGAAGUUAUAUCUGCUGACCUCAAAAAACGAAAGCAAUCCAAAGAUUUACAAGUUACACAAACCAUUACUAGUGUAACUGCUUCCAGACAAUUGAUUGAAGAAAAAGGACUCCAAUUUUCAGGGGACAGUGAUUCAGACUAUGAAAGUGAUUUUAAUAAUGUAAAAAAAGAUGAGGAAUUUAAGCCAGUGAAAGGCCAACCAGGAAUGUUUUAUAAGAUUCAUCACAACACACCUGCAGAGGUUUAUGCUCAACGAAUGUAUACAAUGAUGCCUAAAACACCUGUUAUAGCUGAACAUUUUCAAACAAAAAAGAAGAAGUUAACACAUUUAGAAGAACUUAGCACAUAUUCUUUUUCUGUCAAACUUCCUUUCUCAACCAAAGGUCACAUAGAGCACAGAAGUGCCAAGAAGACACAAUAUUUAAGUCGCAUGCUAUUGACAGAACUUGGUAUCUCACAAAUUAAAAGUAGAGAGUUUUGGUCUAUGAUUUUUAUGCUGCUGGUUUGCUAUUGGAUUCGAUUGUACUGCCAUUACAUUGGACAAUGGAUAGCUCUUUUAGGUUUUCUUGUUCCCUUAAAUAGAUUUGAAUUUUUACCACAUACUGUUAACUUAAACUAUCAAAAUACAUUAUUGCGUACUCGUGAAGAGAUUGCUUUAAUUGUGAUUGGUCCAUUUACAAACAUUAUAUUGUUUUGCAUAAUGAUAAUAAUAUCUGCAUUCAUUCAAUUAUUGUUUGAUAGAUUCCCAAAUAUAUUUUCAAAAUUUAUAAUGGCUUUUGGAAUUCAUUGUGUGAUGGAUCCUGUUUGGAUACUUAUUACAGAUAGUGCUUUAGGAAGAUUUCGAAACCUUGGUGGUGAUAAUCCAAUUGGUGACGGAUUUAAAUUGUAUUGGCAUUUUAACCAAUUUUAUAAUAAUGACAAUGUUACUUUAUUUAUUAGUAUUGCUUUAACAUCAUUUUUAUAUUUUGUGACAAUGUUUUGUGCAUGUUCAUUGCUUUACAUGUAUUUUUUGCGUCUUCACAAUAAUGGCAGGCUUAUGGAUGUAUAUUGGAGAUUGCAAUAUAAAGAGGAGGCUUUCUUCAUACCUCAUGAUUUGGAAAUUUCAAAUGAGGAACUUAACUAUGUAUGUAGAAAAGCUGAACAAUGGAGAGGGGAAGAGGGAGAAAGAAGAAAAACUGCAGUGUAUGAUUAUGUUUGGGAGGAAGAAGAGAUAAAUGACUGGAACGAGUCUGGUGAAAAAACAGGCACGAAAGAAAUCACAACUCACAUAUCUAUUCACACCCUUUAUCUUGAUGGUUUAAGAGAAUUAUACAGGCAUUUUUUAAAGCUACCUGACGGAGCUAUUAUAGAGGUUUUUGGUGAAAUGAAUAUACCAGGUCUAGAUGAUGGGUUAAAACAAGCAUUAAUGAAAAAAACUACCUUUCAAUCUCUUCAAUUGCCUAAAAAGCGAAAUAUAUCUCGUUCAAACUCGCGUAGUUCGAUAGCGAAAGACGGAACUUCACGUCAAAAUCGAUCUAAUUUUCUUGGGGUUUAGGGUUAUGCAAUAAAACGUUUUGUAACAUGUUUUUUGAAGCUAUUUUUUAAGAUUAUUUGAAUUUUAUUAUUUAAGGUAAAAAUUGAUAUACUUUUUUUAAUGUUUAUGUAAACGAUUU
Messenger RNA from Hydra vulgaris (swiftwater hydra), 4529 nucleotides. RefSeq lists its product as uncharacterized. The record is from RefSeq and is a predicted model, not a curated record. Lineage: Eukaryota; Metazoa; Cnidaria; Hydrozoa; Anthoathecata; Hydridae.